UCGGGUCCUGGCUACAUCCACGACUCGCUUUGCGAGCUGCGCUUCCGCAUCUCCCCUACGGCGUUCUUCCAGGUCAACACCCCGGCGACAUGUGCGCUGUACAAGGUGGUCGGCGACUGGGCGGCGGCGGGGCCCUCCACGCUGCUGCUGGACAUAUGUUGCGGCACUGGCACCAUCGGGAUCACCCUGGCCGGCAGGGUGUCCAAGGUUAUCGGGGUUGACUCGGUGGCCUCAGCCAUUGAGGACGCCCGGGUCAAUGCCGCCCUCAACGGCAUUACCAACGCCGAGUUUGUGGCGGGCAAGGCGGAGGAUGCGCUGCCGGGCAUCCUGGCCGCGCACGCGGGCGAGGGGUCCCCCUACGGCCCGGGGGAUGUGGUGGCGGUGGCUGACCCGCCCCGCGCGGGUUUGCACCGCACGGUGCUCAGGGCGCUGCUGGGCUGCGAGCGCAUUCGGCGGCUUGUGUUUGUGAGCUGCAAUCCGGACAGCCUCGUACAGAAUGUGGUGGCGUUGUGCUGUCCGCCGGGUAGGGCGGGGCCCGGUUGCUCCUACACGCCGUUCCGCCCCGUGAAGGCCCUGGCGGUGGACCUGUUCCCCCACACCUCCCACGUGGAGGCGGUGAUGCUGCUGGAGAGGUGA
Messenger RNA from Volvox carteri f. nagariensis, 636 nucleotides. RefSeq lists its product as uncharacterized. The record is from RefSeq and is a predicted model, not a curated record. Lineage: Eukaryota; Viridiplantae; Chlorophyta; Chlorophyceae; Chlamydomonadales; Volvocaceae. The transcript is spliced from 3 exons. Gene Ontology annotation, biological process: RNA processing. The annotation marks the transcript as partial. Gene Ontology annotation, molecular function: RNA methyltransferase activity.